AUGAACCCCACGGCCCCUGCGCCCAAUGCCCAGAAGAGAAAGAUUGUCAUCUUCUCCGAUUUCGAUGGAACAAUCUUCAUGGAAGACACAGGCCACAUUCUGGUGGGUGCCCACGGCUGCGGCGUCGAAGGCCUCGCCAAACUUGAAGCCCAGAUGAAAAGCGGCGAGCGCACCUACCGCGAAGCCUCCGAGGACAUGUGGGCGUCUUUGAACGUCCCCUUCGACGACGGCUUCGUCGUCAUGCAACAGGCGCUCUCCCUGGACCCGGGAUUCCAAGAAUUCCACAAGUACUGCCAAGAAAACGGGUUCCCAUUCAACGUGAUCAGCGCCGGACUGAAGCCUAUUCUGAAGCGCACUCUGGAUGUCUUCCUAGGCGAGUCGCAGGCCUCGACGAUCAACAUCGUCGCCAACGACGCGACUAUUAGCGCCGAUGGGUCCGAGUGGAAGCCCAUCUGGCGCCACGAUACCGAUACGGGCCACGACAAGGCCCGCUCGGUUAACGAGGCGCGUGCCGCGGCGCUGGCUGAGUGUGAGCCGGAUGAGAUGCCGCUGAUUGUCUUCAUUGGCGAUGGAGUUUCGGAUCUUGCCGCGGCGAGUCAUGCGGAUGUGCUCUUCGCGCGCCGUGGUCUGAGACUCGAGGAGCAUUGCAUUGAGCACAAGAUCCCCUAUAUCCCGUAUGAUACCUUCUUGGAUAUCAAGCGGGAGAUUGAGAAGAUCUCGCGCGAGGACCAGCAGAAGACGGGUGGUGUGGGUAAGCCCGUGAGGUACAACCCGCGCGCGAACCUGUGGAGACGCAUUUCGUCCAAGGAGGCUGUGCCCACCCUGAUGGCGGCCGCGACACCAAGUCAUGAGGAGAAGAUGUUCCUCUGGCCUGAGACUUUCUCGGAUUAUAAGCCGAAGACUAUUGAGGAGGGAGAUGAGACGGCGGCGGCUGCUGCUUAA
Penicillium maclennaniae is the source of this 942-nucleotide messenger RNA. RefSeq lists its product as uncharacterized. The transcript has 2 exons. The coding region runs from base 1 to 942 and encodes 313 amino acids. The record is from RefSeq and is a predicted model, not a curated record. Gene Ontology annotation, molecular function: phosphatase activity. NCBI's taxonomy places the organism in Eukaryota, Fungi, Ascomycota, Eurotiomycetes, Eurotiales, Aspergillaceae.